This is a messenger RNA of Tetrahymena thermophila SB210, 864 nucleotides long. RefSeq names its product lipase family protein. Gene Ontology annotation, biological process: lipid metabolic process. The record is from RefSeq and is a predicted model, not a curated record. The transcript has 2 exons. Lineage: Eukaryota; Ciliophora; Oligohymenophorea; Hymenostomatida; Tetrahymenidae.
AUGAGAAAAUAAAUCUUUUUAAUAUUUAUCCUGAUUUAAUUAAUUUCUAGCAUCUAAAGCUUCGAAUAUGAUGUUGAAAUUUCAAGAAAACUGGCAGCAUAUUCUUUAGCUUCAUAUUGCAGUCUUGAAAGGCUUUUUAACUGGUCUUGUAAAGAAGCAUGUGACAGAGUUGAACCAUUAAAAGACUUUAUUAUCUAUAAUGGAGAUAAGAAUACAUUGUAUUUAAUGGGUUACGAUGAUUUAUAAGAUGCUAUAACUAUCAUAGCUAGAGGAACUGUGCCUUGGAGUAUUACUAAUUGGAAAACAGAUAUAAAGACUGAAAAAAUAGAUUACCCUAAAUGUCAAGGCUGUUUAGUCCAUAAGGGAUUUUAUUAGGCCCUUUAAACUAUUCUCUAAUAACUUAAAUCAGAUUUCUUAAAGUUAAAAUAAAAAUACCCAAAUAGUAAAGUUUUUGUUACUGGUUAAAGUCUAGGAGGAGCUCUUGCAACUUUAAUUGUCCCAGAAAUCUACGAAUUAAAUGGCAAAAAACCAUUAGAUGCUUUUUAUACCUAUGGAAGUCCACGUGUUGGCAAUUUACAGUUUAGUUAAUGGUACAUAGAAAAUAAUUACUUUUCAAUUACAAGUGCUAGAGUAACUAACAACAAAGAUGUUGUUGUUUAAAUACCAACCCAUUCUGCUCCCUGCUUCUAUACUCACAUAGGUCAUGAAGUUUUCUACAAAAGUUUUAAAAAUGAAUAUGAAUAUACUAUGUGCGAAGAACCUGAAGAUGCUAACUGUUCUGAAGGUGAAAUUCUUGCUAUAAGUGUAAAAGAUCAUGGUGGCUACUUUGGUUGGAACUGGGCUUACGAAAUAUUUACGUGCUGA